Molecule: messenger RNA, 899 nt
Organism: Agrilus planipennis (emerald ash borer)
Lineage: Eukaryota; Metazoa; Arthropoda; Insecta; Coleoptera; Buprestidae
Product: protein yellow-like
Exons: 5
Coding region: 90-884 (264 amino acids)
Cellular component (GO): extracellular region
Source: RefSeq, a predicted model, not a curated record
CACAAACGCUAUCGAAGCGCUACAGUUUCGAGUGUGUGAAAAGUUGUGCGUAGACAAUUUCGCUAUUUGAUUUUCAUCUAUAAUUUACAAUGACCAGAUCAACCGAGGCUUUUAUUGGGUCUAAAUGGCUGUGUAUCAUAUUGGUUAUAUAUGCAUCCACCUGGACACUUUCAGAAAGUAUUCCAAAUAGUAAUGCGGCAAAAAUAAGCGAAGUUUUUAGAUGGAAGUACAUAGAAUUCGACUAUCCUUCCAAAAGUGAAAGGCAAGAGGCAAUCGACAAUGGAGAUUUCAUACCGGGACGUUCCCUGCUAAUUGACGUAGAUGUAUAUUAUGGAAGUCGAGGGCAAAAGGUAUUUAUCGGCAUGCCUCGUAUGCAGGGUGGGCAUCCUGCAACUAUCGCUACAGUUACUAACAAAACCACCGCCGAUGGCAAUCCUAUUGUUAAACCCUAUCCUUCUUGGGAUUGGCACAAAAAUCUUAAUGACUGUCCAACUAACAGAAUCGUAUCGGUAUUUAGAGUUAAGGUUGACGAAUGCGGUAGGCUAUGGAUACUUGAUACAGGAAGUAGAAACGACAGCUAUAUUUGCCCUGCACAAAUAUUGGCAUUUGAUUUGAAAACUGAUACAUUGUUAUACAGAUACGAAAUACCCUCUAAUCAAUACGAGCCCAGAUCAGUUUUCGUAGUUCCAGUUGUAGAUGUGCGAGACAAACAAUGUAAGGAUACCAUUGUAUAUGUCUCAGAUUGCCAAGGAUUUGCCAUCAUUGUCUAUAAUCCGUCGUUGGGAGUUUCAUGGAAAGUAGGUGACAAGACAAUGUACCCUUACCCUAGCUCUGGAACAUAUGAAAUUCAAGGUAAGAACACCGCCAUCCUCUUUGAGUGUUAACUCAGAUUUAUGUAU